This is a messenger RNA of Cryptotermes secundus, 2962 nucleotides long. It is a transcript of the gene ArfGAP3, whose product is annotated as ADP-ribosylation factor GTPase-activating protein 2. The transcript is spliced from 12 exons. Gene Ontology annotation, biological process: COPI coating of Golgi vesicle. The record is from RefSeq and is a predicted model, not a curated record. The coding region runs from base 37 to 1746 and encodes 569 amino acids. NCBI's taxonomy places the organism in Eukaryota, Metazoa, Arthropoda, Insecta, Blattodea, Kalotermitidae. Gene Ontology annotation, molecular function: GTPase activator activity.
UAUCCUGUUCCGGCCGUUCCUGACAACAAGUCAAAAAUGGCGGACAAUUGUCCUAGUAAAGGUGAUAUGCAGCUGGUUUUCAAACGAUUGCAGUCAGUUAAUACAAAUAAGGUGUGCUUUGAUUGUAAUGCCAAGAAUCCUACAUGGGCCAGUGUCACAUAUGGCGUUUUCAUAUGUAUUGACUGCUCUGCUGUACACAGAAGUUUAGGUGUCCACGUCACAUUUGUUCGCUCUACUCAGCUGGACACAAAUUGGACAUGGCUUCAGCUGCGACAGAUGCAGCUUGGAGGAAAUGCAAAUGCGUUAACCUUCUUCCGACAACACAAUUGCACAGUAGCUGAUUCCCAGCAGAAGUACACAUCUCGUGCUGCUCAGCUCUACAGAGAGAAACUGCGUCAAAUGGCCAUUCAAGCAAUGAGGCUUCAUGGGACUAAGCUUGACUUCGGGUCACAUCAUGAGGCUACCAUAGUUUCUCCUUCUCAGAAUACAUCAUCACUUUCUGUGCUUCACUUGGACACAGCGCCUGAACACACCGAACCGGAGGAAAAGAAGGAGGAAGAUUUCUUCGCAGCAACAUUAAAUACUGAUGGUAGUAUUAAUUGUACUGAAGAAAAUGAAGACCACCUCAAGGUGCAAGCACCAGAGCUCUCUGCAGCAGAUCCAGCAAUGAGUCUCACAAGAGGCCAACCAAAUGUUGAGGUUGCCUUGAGUAUACAACCUGAUGUAGCCCAACAAGAGCUUCGUAAGCCAACAAUAGGUGGCAGGAAACCACAAGCUAAGCGUUUGGGGCUUGGGGCUAAGAAGGGAGGUCUUGGAGCCCAGAAAGUGAAGGCCAAUUUUGCUGACAUAGAACGUGAAGCAGCAAUGGCUGACCAGUUGAAAGUUCAAGCAGCCGAGGAAGCAAAAGUCAUGGCAGAGAGAACCGCGGAAGAGGAACAGAAGCAGAUAGCUUCUAUGCGGCUAGCAUACCAAGACUUGAGCUUACAACAGAAGAAGGAGCAAGAGAAGCUGAAACAAGUGGAUCCUGUGAAAGCUCAGCAGGUUGAGAGGUUGGGAAUGGGUUUUGCCUCACGGAUAGGUGUGAGUCACUCUGCAUUAAGCGACAUGAAGACUAUUGAGCAAGAGAGCCCCAGCAAAGCGAUUAGCAGUUCUGCAAAAUCGGUGUUUGAUCGAGAUUCAGAUCGGGAUGGGUUUUUUGAUGACUUCCGUUUCUCCUCACCAUCUUCUGGCUUCAGCAUGUAUAAGAGUAGCCCCAGUGAAAACAAGAAUCUGGAGGCAAUGUUCCUUGAUGGUAACACAAGUCGAGAUAGAUGUGGCUCGAGCAAAGGUUGGGGUUCCUUUGAACCAGAAAACAGGCAGCCAUCAUCAAGCAACUAUGCAUAUGAUGAUCGGCCAGCCCCAAGGAGAGAUCCACCUUCUGUCUCUUCUUCUUCUGUUGGUAAUGAAGCACAAAAGAAGUUUGGGAGUGCCAAAGCCAUUUCAUCAGAACAGUUCUUCGGAGGCUCGUCAGACAACAGUUGGGAACGAAAAGCAAAUCUUUCAAGAUUUGAGGGAUCAUCAAGCAUUUCUUCUGCGGAAUACUUUGGCACUGGUAGCCAAAAUAGUGGUGGCAGUAGCAAUCUUACAACUACAGACCUGGAAGAUGUUAAAGAAAGUGUGCGACAGGGUGUGACCAAAGUUGCUGGCAAACUCAGCUCAAUUGCAAAUGAUGUCAUGUCCUCCAUACAAGACCGGUACGGUUAUUGAUGCAGUGCUUGCCUGAAGAUAUGCAGCGUACAGGAAAAUGAACCCCCUCAGUUCCACAGCAGACCUCUGGAGAAACUUCAUUAUGUUGGAAAGUGGACAGAAUUGUGCCUUUUUCCCCCCAUUAUUAUUUGUCAGUCAUGCUCUUUUCUCUUCUGAAUGUUCUUUGUCAUUCCUUUAUAUUUUAAGAAGACAGAAUGACAUGUUUGUCUCCAGGCUUGGCAGUAUUCUUUAAGAUGACUCAUAAUUAUGUUACUGUUAGUCAUAUACUCCUGGGAAAGAUACACUUUGUUUGCUUGUUAACCAAAAUGAGAAUUUCUUUUGCACAUAAACUUUGAGUUUUAGGUUAUUUUAUUCAGGUCAUAUUAUCAUAUUACACUUUGAUCCACUUCAUAUUGUGAAUAUUUUGUAAAUAUCAUAAUUUGUUGUUGCCUUAGUUUUUGUGAGCACAUAUAACUUUAUGUAUGUGAGGGUCAUUUGUUUCUGUUAGUUUUUGGAAAAGUUAGGGACAUUUUAAGUUGUAAUAACAAAUACACUCAUACAAUAUGUGACAAUUAGAAUGCUGUUCUUCCUAUAUUUGUUUGUUUUUGGUUUGUGACUUUGUUAUGUUUGAAUGGUUGUGUAGUUCAUGAUUGCACAAUGUGGGGAAUGUUCUCUUGUCAAUACUGCUGUUCUAGUGACUCUGUAUUAGGUGCCAUGCUAGAAUUGACAUACUAGCUGGAGGUUCAACCACCAAGUGAAUAAACUUUAUGUAAAUAGGCACCAGAACAGAUUAGUACUUCAGAUUGUGAUUUUUUUGGGAUGUGAAGUGUCGUGUCAUAAAAAGGUACCAGUGUUCUGUAAAACCCUGCUGUUUCCAUCUUCAGAACAUAGGAACAUGACAGCUGCUCUUUUUCCCAAUUUCUCUUUCUUGUAUGAUUAUUUAAUUAUUUUAUUUAUAAUUUAUUUUUAACAUGCUCUUUCUUCAGUUCCUUCCACAUACAUUUCUUUUUCUUUUCCUUGUACACAAACAGCCCAUUUAAGGGACACCAAUUUGUAUUGGUUUGCUCAUAGCCCUGAUUCCAGUCGUCCCUUUCUUAUGUCUUGCAUCAUUUGCUUUGCUUGACUCACUUUACUUCCCAGAAGAUGGACACACUAGGUUCAUCAAGAAUGGUGGUAAUCUAAAACUUAUAUGAGUAUGUUCAAAUUAAAGAAGGAAUACAAAUCCAUACACAGACUA